AUGGCUCGAGUCAGACACGUGAAGCACCGGGCAACCAUCAAUUGUGUCGUCGAGCGCGGAUGGGACGGAGGGUGGCUGAAGAAUGGCAAAGAGGUCGCGGAGCGUUUCCGAUCGUCUGGCAAGAACACUCUUGUGGACCCGAAACCCCCAGUCCUGGGCUAUCACGACUAUGUUUCCGUCGUCGAACCAGACGCAACGUCUCCACCACCUGACGUGGAGGCAGCCUUCCGGGGCCGCUAUGAGCCCACACGCGAUCCUGAUUUCUGGUUCGAGGACGGCAACAUCGUCAUCAUCGCAGACGAAACACAGUUCCGUGUCCAUCGAAGUAUACUCUGUCGGCACUCCGACGUUCUAGCGGAUCGCCUGGGAUUUAACGAUCGCCGCCGAGAUACGUCAUACGACAGCUGCGCCGUCGUCCGCAUCCUGGACUCCGCCAAGAGCUUCAAAGGCUUGCUACGUCUACUCUACCCAGGGCCAUCUGAGAUCCUACGGCAAGUCAGCUCUGAUCGCAUACUCGCUGGUUCCACCCACAUCACCCAUCAGUACAUACUGGGUUUACUCCCCGCCUCGUUUGACGAAUGGAUGAAUCGCGAAGAGAGGGCCAUCCAGGGUACCAGAUCGACGCAGCCCAGUCCGCGGGAUAUGAUCAAGAUGAUUAAUGCCCUCCGGGACAUCCAAGGCGAUGACCUCAUGCCUAUAGCCCUGUACCUAUGCUGCCAACUCUCGCCCAAAACCCUUCUCUCCGAGAAUCGACGUAGCGAUGGGACUGUGGAGAAGCUCAGCAGCAAAGACGUUGAGCUGUGCUUGGCACUGAGGGAAGACAUGGUGAAGGAAUCCGCGUGCAUGGCGAUGAGACUAUUCACGGAACCGCCGUAUCCGAGAUGCAAAUGUCGGAAGGUCGUCGAGGAGACUUUCAUGGACAUCGUGAACGGCAAAUUCGAGGACAUCCCGCGGACUGACCCGUUAGGACCGUAUUGGCGACGGCAUAUCGACGAGAGCGAGAGGGAUGAGAAAAUGCAUAGACGAAUUUGCUCAACUUGUGCGCAAUCCCUCCGCGAUAGGGAGGUGGAGCAGAGGAGGGAGCUCUGGGAUGAGCUUCCGAGGCUGGUAGGCUUUUGA
Messenger RNA from Dichomitus squalens LYAD-421 SS1, 1119 nucleotides. RefSeq lists its product as uncharacterized. The transcript has 3 exons. Lineage: Eukaryota; Fungi; Basidiomycota; Agaricomycetes; Polyporales; Polyporaceae. Gene Ontology annotation, molecular function: protein binding. The coding region runs from base 1 to 1119 and encodes 372 amino acids. The record is from RefSeq and is a predicted model, not a curated record.